This is a messenger RNA of Vicia faba (fava bean), 348 nucleotides long. The record is from the annotation of a GenBank genome assembly. NCBI's taxonomy places the organism in Eukaryota, Viridiplantae, Streptophyta, Magnoliopsida, Fabales, Fabaceae.
AUGGCUUCUAUUUUCAACAUUCUCUCCAUCACUCUCUUCUUUGCUCUAGUUUUCCAAGUUUAUGGACAUCCUUGUUCUUUGAGUGACAUUCAAGUUUCACAAUCCAAAACAUCAGCCACGAGGUACAACGUUAGUGUCACCAACCAUUGUAUUUGCAGUCAAUCAAAAAUUAGGUUCAAUUGCCAUGGAUUUAAAUCAAGUCAACCUGUUGAUCCAAAAAUCUUUAGUAAAAGUUGUCUUCUCAUCCAAGGAGCACCACUUUAUUUGGCUUCAGUUGUCACUUUCACCUAUGAUUCGGAUUCUAGGUUUUUAUUUGUUCCAAUAUCUUCUCAAAUUUCAUGUCAUUAG